Molecule: messenger RNA, 2706 nt
Organism: Syzygium oleosum
Lineage: Eukaryota; Viridiplantae; Streptophyta; Magnoliopsida; Myrtales; Myrtaceae
Product: protein ALTERED PHOSPHATE STARVATION RESPONSE 1
Exons: 6
Coding region: 306-2558 (750 amino acids)
Source: RefSeq, a predicted model, not a curated record
UCCUCUGCUUCUGGCUGGGGAGGGAGAGAGGGAGGGAGGGAGGGAGGGAGGGAGACUUUUACCGAAAAUGGGGAAUGCUUUUUGCUCAUCCCGUUCAUCGCUUUCAUCCUGUUUCCGGUUCCCGUUUUCAGGGGUGUCUGAUUUAUGAACCGCCAACUGCUCUCCUGUUGCUCGCGGAAUGCUGCUCUUUCUUCUACUCGGAAGCGUGAAAGCUACUCGUCCUCUGCUUCACUCCUUGCUCUGGUAAUCCGUGAAGCCAAAGAGCUUACUUGGAACUGAAAGCAGCUUUUGACCGGUGAAGAAAAAUGGGCUCUGCAAACACAAAACUUGAUAGAAAUGAGGCCCUCCGAUUGUGUAAGGCUAGGAAGAAAUUCAUUAAGGAAGGCAUAAACUCUAGAUGUGCGCUAGCUGCUGCUCAUGUGUCUUACAUUCAGUCUCUCAAAAACGUCGGUGUAGCUCUGCGGCGAUAUGCUGAAGCUGAGAUAUUGAUAGAGUCAUCUCUCUCGACUUCCGCCACCGAGAUUGAGAAAACUCCUUCGCAUUCCUCUUACCCGUCCCCAUCUCCUUCGCACGUCGUGGAUGUAUCGGAUUCCCCAUUGAACAAUGGAAGCCCCCUUUCACCACUGACGACUAGAAUGAGUUUUAUGAAAUCCGGGGGCUCAACUUCCGUGACCAUCUGUUUGAAUCCUCUUGCUAGUACGAGAUUUUUGGAUGACGGUACGAUGGCAUUUGGGAUCCCGCCGCCGCCCCCCCUUCCACCGGAAUCUGGUGGCUCUUGGGACUUCUUCGAUCCUAUUGAUGAGAAUGAGAGCUUCAGGUUUGAUGGCCAAUGUGGAGUUGAUAUGAAUUUCGAGAGUUUCGGAAACUGGUCACAGUUUAAGGGUGAAAAGCUUGACCAUUUAAAGGUAAAUUCAAGUGAAGCUGAUGUAUUUCAUGAUGCAAAAUCGGUCCUCAAAUCAGAAACGAAGGAUUGUUUGAAAUCAGGUGAUAUCUCCACUACAAGUAACAGCCAUAGUUUAGGGGUGGAGAGCACUUGUAAAUUGAUCACUCUAGGAGGUCUGCAAGGUGGUUCGAAGCAAGGAUCAGCUAAUGAGGCGAGACAGGUGGGGACAGAAUAUAGUGCCAAUGAUCUGGGCCAAAGUUCACAGGACAAGGGUGGUAUUGGACGUUCAAGCUCUAAGGUAGAAAUGACCGCAGCAAACAAAGAUUUAGGUGCUGAAAGAGAGGACCCUUCUGAGUAUAUUACCCACAGGGCAAAAGAUUUCCUUUCAAGCAUAAAGGACAUCGAGCACAAAUUCUUCAGGGCUUCUGAGUCUGGUAAGGAGGUCUCCAGAAUGCUUGAGGGAAACAAAAUCAGGGUGCGAUAUACAGAGGAGAAAGGUCAGUCAUCCUCGUCGGCUUUGUUGGGAGCUUUUCAGCAUGUAUGUUGCCGCCAGAAGCCUCCACUCAUAUCUCAUGAACCUGGACAAAAUGGAAAAAGGAUGAUAAUAUGGAAAAGGACAACAUCUUCUCGGUCAUCUUCAUCAAGAAAUCACCUAAAUGGAGCACCGAAAGAUGAUGUCAGUGACAGUGGAAGUGAUUUCAUCGAAGAGUUUUGUAUGAUUUCUGGAAGCCAUUCAUCCACUUUGGACAGGUUAUUCGCAUGGGAAAGAAAGCUUUAUGAUGAAGUCAAGGCCAGUGAAUCUAUUAGAAAGGAGUAUGACAAAAAGUGUGACCAGCUUCGACACCAAUUUGCAAAGGGUUGCAGUACCCAUGUGAUUGACAAAACACGGGCUGUCGUAAAGGAUCUACAUUCUCGGAUACAAGUCGCCCUCCACUCUGUUGAUUCAAUUUCAAAGCGCAUCGAGAAAAUGAGAGAUGACGAGUUGCAGCCACAACUCGUCGAACUGAUUCAAGGGUUUAUCAGAAUGUGGAAGGCUAUGCUUGAAUGCCAUCACGCACAGUACAUAACAAUCUCCUUAGCGUAUCAUUCCAAAGUCUGCUCGGGAAUGUCACAAGGCGAUGCGUGGCGGCUGAUCAUGGAUCAGCUCCAGCAAGAGAUCGAAUGCUUUGGCUUGAGCUUCGCAAAUUGGAUAAACAGCCUCACGUCCUACGUCGAAGCCCUUAAUGGUUGGCUCCAACAUUGCAUCAUCCAGCCACCAGAGCGCUCCAAGUAUCGACGACCGUGGUCCCCACGGCGAGUGCUCGCGCCGCCCAUAUUCUCCUUGUUCCGCGACUGGGCCGCGGGGAUCAAGGCACUGCCGUCUAGUGAGCUCAACGACGCGAUCAGGAGCUUUUUGUCAGAUCUGUAUGAUCUGACGGAGCACCAAGCGGAAUCACAGAGGAAGCAGAGGCCCUGCGACUCAAACAACGGAGGACCAGAGGAACCAGAUGAGGGGAAGAAUGAAUGCGCCCCCUCCAACUUGAGCUGCAUACAGACAAGCCUGACUAAAGUACUUGACCGGUUGAGGAAAUUUUCCGAGGCUUCAUUGAAGAUGUACGAGGAUAUUAGACACAGAACCGAGACAGCCGGAGUCGCAUAUUCGAACUGCAAGCCUGCAAGAUCGAAGACCGUGUAAACCGGGUUUGGAUUUCCUCCCUAUUUCGUGUGAUAGAUUUAUCUUUUGUAAAUUUGAAGCGUCUAUAUCGUGUGUCCUAUCUCUUUAGUAAAUAGUUUAGGAAGUUUUUUGGCGCAAGAGCCACUGAAAUUAAUCCCUCGAAUUUCUU